AUGUAUGAGUGGCUGUGUGUCUGUGUGGGAAUGUAUAAGCCCUCGCGUGUGUCUGUAUUGGUGCCCCCACCACUUGUGUCUUUAUGGGUGCCCAUAUGUGUGUCUGUAUGGGUGAACCCACGUGUGUCUGUAUGGGUGCCCCCACGUGUGUCUGUAUGGGUGCCCCCACGUGUGACUGUAUGGGUGCCCCCACGUGUGUCUGUGUGGGUGCCCCCUCGUGUGUCUAUGGGUGCCCCUACGUGUGUCUAUAUGGGUGCCCCACCCGCGUGUGUCUUUAUGGUUGCCCAAAUGUGUGUCCAUAUGGGUGCCCCCCCGUAUGUAUAUACUGGUGCCCCCACGUGUGUAUAUAUGGGUGCCCCCACAUGUGUGUAUGUGUGCCCCUAUGUGUGUGUAUGGAUGCCCCCACCCACGUGUGUCUUUAUGGGUGCCCACAUGUGUGUCUGUAUGGGUGAACCCACGUGUGUCUGUAUGGGUGCCCCCACGUGUGACUGUAUGGGUGCCCCAACGUGUGUCAGUAUGAGUGCCCCCACGUGUGUCUGUAUGAAUACCCCCACAUGUGUCUGUAUGGGUGACUCACGUGUGUCUGUGUGGCCCUCUCGUGUGUCUGUAUUGGUGCCCCCACCACUUGUGUCUUUAUGGGUGCCCAUAUGUGUGUCUGUAUGGGUGAACCCACGUGUGUCUGUAUGGGUGCCCCCACGUGUGUCUGUAUGGGUGCCCCCACGUGUGACUGUAUGGGUGCCCCCACGUGUGUCUGUGUGGGUGCCCCCUCGUGUGUCUAUGGGUGCCCCUACGUGUGUCUAUAUGGGUGCCCCACCCACGUGUGUCUAUAUGGGUGCCCCACCCACGUGUGUCUUUAUGGGUGCCCCACGUGUGUUUGUAUGGGUGCCCUCUCGUGUGUUCAUGGGUGCCCCAACGUGUGUUUGUAUGGGUGCCCCCACCCACGUGUGUCUUUAUGGGUGCCCAAAUGUGUGUCUGUAUGGGUGCCCCCACAUGUGUCUGUGUGGGUGCCCCCAGAUGUGUGUAUGUGUGCUCUAUGUGUCUGUAUGGGUGCCCCCACCCACGUGUGUCUUUAUGGGUGCCCACAUGUGUGUCUGUAUGGAUGAACCCACGUGUGUCUGUAUGGGUGCACCCUCGUGCGUCUGUAUGGGUGCCCCAACGUGUGUGUAUGUGUGCCCCUAUGUGUCUGUAUUGGUGCCCCCACCACUUGUGUCUUUAUGGGUGCCCAUAUGUGUGUCUGUAUGGGUGAACCCACGUGUGUCUGUAUGGGUGCCCCCACGUGUGUCUGUAUGGGUGCCCCCACGUGUGUCUGUAUGGGUGCCCCAACGUGUAUCAGUAUGA
This is a messenger RNA of Symsagittifera roscoffensis, 1338 nucleotides long. RefSeq lists its product as uncharacterized. The transcript has 3 exons. Bases 1 to 1338 code for a protein of 445 amino acids. NCBI's taxonomy places the organism in Eukaryota, Metazoa, Xenacoelomorpha, Acoela, Convolutidae. The record is from RefSeq and is a predicted model, not a curated record.